Hermetia illucens (black soldier fly) is the source of this 1948-nucleotide messenger RNA. RefSeq names its product parafibromin (gene hyx). Lineage: Eukaryota; Metazoa; Arthropoda; Insecta; Diptera; Stratiomyidae. The record is from RefSeq and is a predicted model, not a curated record. Gene Ontology annotation, cellular component: Cdc73/Paf1 complex. Gene Ontology annotation, biological process: positive regulation of transcription elongation by RNA polymerase II; transcription elongation by RNA polymerase II. Gene Ontology annotation, molecular function: RNA polymerase II complex binding. The transcript has 6 exons. The coding region runs from base 109 to 1692 and encodes 527 amino acids.
AACGCAUUCACAACGCCUUGGCAUGUUGUCACUCUGACAGCGGUUUUAUCUCGGGGAGUUGCGUUGCGUCUAGUUUCCUUGCGACGUUUGUAGACAUAUUCGGCGAGAAUGGCAGAUCCCCUUAGUUUACUCCGCCAAUAUAAUAUUAACAAGAAAGAGAUCAUCGAACGCGACAAUCAGAUCAUAUUCGGAGAGUUCUCGUGGCCGAAGAAUGUGAAAACGAACUACUUGAAAUACGGUUCCGGCAAGAAAGGCGCUCCGCGGGAAUACUACACACUCGAGUGUUUACUGUAUUUGCUUAAAAAUGUUCACCUGCAGCACUCCGUGUACGUGCGGCAAUGUGCGGCUGAAGACAUACCCGCUGUCAAUCGUCCCGAUCGGAAGGAACUUCUGGCUUAUCUCAAUGGCGAGACAUCAACUUGCGCCAGCAUCGACAAAAGUGCUCCAUUGGAGAUUCCCACACAGGUGAAGCGGCCAAUGGAGAGCGAUGGAUCGAACAUUGAUCCGAUCGCGAAAAAGGCGCGGUAUGAGGAGAUGCAAGUGCAAAAAGUCCGAGAACAGCUAGCUGAGCGACUCGCGGUCAACAAGAAAGAAGCCUCUGUAAAUAUCGAUAACAUAAAAUCUCUUUCGGAAACUAUGUCUGUGGAGAAAAUUGCAGCCAUAAAGGCCAAACGGUUGGCCAAUAAGCGUACGACCAUCAAAAGACACGACAAUGAUGAUGCCAUGGGUACUGAUUUGCGUGCUAUUUUGGACUUUGAUGUGGAUUCUACAAAAGAUAUUAUAAGCAGAGAAAGGCAGUGGCGAACGCGGACGACGAUACUUCAAAGUAAUGGCAAGCUAUUUGCGAAGGACAUAUUCGCGAUACUGCAAGGCAUAAAGGCCCGGGAAGAGGGCCGAGCCAAACCGCCUCAACAGCCUGUUCGGAUGCCCGAGCCACCAAGACCGAUGAAACCGCAACCACAACUGGCGCAGUACAAUCGUUACGAUCAGGAAAGGUUCAAUCGGCAAAAAGAAGAAACUGAGGGUUUCAAGAUCGAUACUAUGGGUACAUACCAUGGAAUGUCACUGAAGUCGGUAACAGAAGGAUCGGCUCUUCAGAAAAAGCCACAGGUACCAGCUUUGCCUCCAGGUCGUCCGAAGGAAUUGCUCCCCACUGCCCAAGCACGCAUGCUACCACAAACGCCGAGCAAACGAACUUCACGAACGCCCAUUAUAAUUAUACCGGCUGCUACCACAAGCCUUAUUACUAUGUACAAUGCGAAGGACGUCCUCCAAGAUUUGCGUUACGUUACAACGGAAGAAAAAAAAUCACAGGGUUGUCAGCGAGACAACGAGGUAUUACUGCAGCGACGAAAAGAAGGCAAUAUGACCGUUCCAUAUCGAGUGAUCGAUAAUCCACAAAAGUUGACGGCCCAGGAUUGGGCUAGAGUGGUUGCUGUUUUUGUCAUGGGACCUGCGUGGCAAUUCAAAGGAUGGCCAUGGGAUGGCAAUCCUGUGGAGAUUUUCUCGAAAAUUUGUGCGUUUCACUUACGCUACGACGAGAUGAAAUUGGAUGCGAACGUUUCAAAGUGGGCAGUAACCGUGCUGAAUCUCUCGCGCACUAAACGCCAUUUGGACCGAGCUGUUUUAAUGACCUUCUGGGAGAAGCUGGACAAGUACAUGAUGAAGAAUAAACCUGAGCUGCGUUUCUAAUUGAAUAUAUUGAUUUUUAAUUUUGAUAGUAAAUAGUGAACAUACUUAGGUAAUAACUAUUGUUUCAUUAAAGCCGCGUUCAAUAUUGUGUAUCCAAGUUUAAUGAAGAACAUGUAUCUCCAUCUGGCAAUGUAUACACAGAGGAACAAAGAUUCAAUUUUUCGUAAUAAAAUUGUCUCCAAUUGCGCUUUAUGAGAAGCAAUUGUGGCACUGAAGUUUUCCCAUUUUUAAUCAAUAAAUUAAUUGUUACAAAGAA